Messenger RNA from Chilo suppressalis (striped riceborer), 1703 nucleotides. The record is from the annotation of a GenBank genome assembly. NCBI's taxonomy places the organism in Eukaryota, Metazoa, Arthropoda, Insecta, Lepidoptera, Crambidae.
UAGGAAACACCCUUGUGUUAGUAAUUAUUAUGUAGUUUGAAUAUUAGGUAUUUCAUUUGAUCGCUCGUCGAUCCUCUUUGAUUUUAUAUGUUACUAUCUAUUUAAUUUACAAACUGAAUCACGUUGCGCUGUGAACACCCGUGUGUGAAGGCAAUGGAUAAAGAGAACGAUUUUCAAACUGUAAAAGGUAGUAUAAAGGGCGAUCUGUCACAAUGUACUGUGUCUGGUGGUGUAUACCGCGCGAUGUGGUGGGCGCGUUGCUUCGGAGUGGCGCCUCUGAGGUUUUGGAAGGCGGACCGAGCAGACGGGUGGAGAGUGCGCAUCUCACCGACUGCUUUUGUGCUUGGAUGCAUCUUCGUAAUUCUACUGGAUAUAAGCAUACUUGCUAGUCCAUUCGUGAACCCGAAUCCUCAUAGCCGGCUGCGGCGCUCCCACACCCGUUGGGUGAUACUGAUGGCUAACUACAUCAUCAUGUCGUGUCUGACCAGCAACGCCGUUUUCGGAGGGCGACAGCGGACCAGGCAAAUAAUAACAUGCUUAGAUCGUGUUAAUAAGAUGGACAAAACAAUAAGUGCUGAAUACAUAAAAUUAUCGUCAGGCAAAGAUGUAAAAAUUUAUGUUAUCAUCAUCUUGACGAUUCUCAUGUCGGUGUUGGGCUCGGUGGUAGACUGCUGGGAAGUCGUCCGCGUGAAACUAAAUACAGACAUCAAUAUACUAUUUGCGGACUUGAAUAAUAAUCCAAUGUUCCUGAUGAUGCACUUCAUUGUGAUGAUGACGCGACUGCAGUUCACCUUGAGCUCCUUCAAAGUGUUCACAACGAUACGAUCAAUCAAUGAUGUGCUUGAACAAGUAGAAUUGACUUCUUCAAACCGGAAGUACAUGCUUGCUGUUCCAGGUUAUCGUAAACUUCGUCCGAUCGAAGACGUCAUACGGCAGAUGUCGUCGAUGUAUGUGAGCGCCUGCGACGUGGUCGAGCAGCUGGACUCCUGCUGCGGCCCCAAUCUGCUGUUGCUGCUGAUGAGCUGCUUCUUGCAGCUGGUCACGCAGUCCUAUUGGCUUUCUCAGAACUUGUUCAUUUCUAUGAGGUCCUUCCCCCGAAUGCUGUCCAACCUGAUUUGGUGCGUGUGCCAGAUCAUGUGGCUGGUGGAAAUCGUGGAGCCAUGUCAUCGAACUAAGCUAGAGACUGGGCGCACGAAAUUGCUUAUAAGCAAACUGUCCGGUGUCCUCAAUACCCGACCCAUCUUGGUCGAGUUGGAGAAACUCGCGCAGUAUCUCGAGAUGAACCAAGUCGGUUACGCACCGUUGGGUAUCUGUGUUUUGUCACGUUCCCUCAUUGCUGGGGUGAGUGAAAUCGAGAAGUAUAUAAACUUGAAAUGAAUAAAAUUAUAAGAGCCUUUACAUCAAGCGCUGCCCUCCAAGAGCACACGUCGUAUAUAUGUCACUGUACAAUUGCAAAUACCGGUAGAUUAUAAUCUAUUUUGCGAGAUUAUAAACUGUUGAAAGAUUGUGAAGCCUAACAGAAUGCUUACAAUUUAACCCAUCAUUUAACGGUAGAUUACUAUCUGUCGAAGUAAAGCUGUUAAAUCGCAAUCUAUCGCGCGUUAAAUUGUCAACUGUCCCUGAUUGGUCGGUCUAACCGCUAACGGGGUGGUUCGUACGUAGCUACGUUGCGGCUACGGCAUCAUACCUAGCUAGGUAUGAUG